Molecule: messenger RNA, 339 nt
Organism: Prorocentrum cordatum
Lineage: Eukaryota; Dinophyceae; Prorocentrales; Prorocentraceae
Source: the annotation of a GenBank genome assembly
AUGACAGGAGGAUUGGUCGACGCCGCGGAAUCUGCAGCUGCUCCAGCAGAGAUGUCUAGUUUCUACGCCGCUGGCCUGGUCUUCAUCCCAGCGCGGCCAUACACGGGCUUCGUCGACUCGCUGGAAUACGUGACUGUAUACUUCCAUGAAACAGUCAUCGAAACAGUGGAGAACGCCACUGGGAAUGCAGUCAAUACAACCGAAGCUGUCGCAGAAGAAGUCGGCUUAGAGACAGCCAUUAACGCAGGCGUCAACGUCAUCAGUACAGGGGUAAACACCAUCUCGAUACCGUCAUUGCCGAGGAUGGCAGUGAACCGAUCGCAAGCGCGCCAGAACUAG